Molecule: messenger RNA, 1521 nt
Organism: Penicillium waksmanii
Lineage: Eukaryota; Fungi; Ascomycota; Eurotiomycetes; Eurotiales; Aspergillaceae
Exons: 2
Coding region: 1-1521 (506 amino acids)
Biological process (GO): positive regulation of transcription by RNA polymerase II
Cellular component (GO): nucleus
Molecular function (GO): transcription cis-regulatory region binding; DNA-binding transcription factor activity
Source: RefSeq, a predicted model, not a curated record
AUGCUACUACCUGCAUCCAAAUCCCCGCCAAAAUCAACUGGAAAUCGAGAGGGUGAAGAGAGCAUAACAGCUGCUCCUUUUCAAGGCCUGCCGGGAUUACUUCAGCAUCACGAAUCAAUUCAACAACUGAGUCCUGGUUCAGGAACAGGAUGUGCGACCACCUAUAACACAGAGGACAAUGCGGCGGCACUCCUCACCCCCAGUACACUAGGCACAUCUCCUUGUAUAUCAAGACAAGGGAAUGGCAUCUUCGAAGCGCACUUGUCGGAAGAACCGGGAAAUAAUCAACUUUUCGAAGCCCAAGGGCCGUUCUCUGCAGCCGACGCGACUUACGCGACUUCCUGGACUCUGGAGCAGCCAAUUAAGCUCUUAGAAUUCGACCUUUUUCUUUUUCGGCAUUUUGUGGAGGCUGUGAGCAAGUUAUUGGAUUUGCAUGACCCAGAGAUCCAUUCUGCAAGAAUAGUUCCGCACCUAGCUCUGAGAAACGUCGGCUUGAUGAAAGCAUUGCUGGCCCUUUCAGCGCGCCAUUUCUCUCUGGGAGAGGGACAAAGGGGGGAUUUUAGCUGCACCCCAUGUGAAAAGGCCGACGUCGAAAAUGAUGGAGACAGUGCAGUUGUUCGCAGCUUAGCGGCGAAAUACUACACCGAGUCCCUUCAUUACCUGAAAUCGGCCAUACAUCAUCCAUCUCAUACUCAGAGCUUAGAUCUUGUUGCCGCUGCCAUUCUCAUCAGCACUUACGAAAUGAUUGAUGGCUCGACUCCAAAUUGGAAAAGGCGCAUCGAAGGAAUCUUUUGGAUUCAACAGUUCCAGGACAUUGAUGGUGAUUGUAAAGGACUUCGGUCGGCCCUCUGGUGGGCUUGGCUUCAACAAGAUACUUGGUCCGCCCUACUCGAGCGACGUCGUAUACUCAGCAUAUGGAAGCCAGGAAAGGAAAUUGCAUCAUUAACAGCUCCAGAGUUAGCUAGAUAUACAUGGUAUCUGCUCGGGCAGUGUGUCAACUACACAUCGCAAGAAGAGAGCCAAGUGGACGCCGUGCGGCGUGCUGAUCGAGGAAGUGAGCUUCUACAUAUGCUCAAAGAAUGGCGUGAAGCUCUUCCGCCAGAGUACAACCCUCUGCCAUUGACCUCAGAAGAAAAUGUUUUCCCCGCCAUAUGGGUUAACCCAGCAUCCUAUGCUGCGGCUUUACAAAUCCAGAGCCUCUCCCUCGUACUUGUGGUCUCGCACCAUCCUUCAUUGGGAUGUAUUGCCAACGAUCGGCGGCCAAACCACGUGUUAGCUGCAGCUAUGAAGAUAAUAUGUGGAAUUGCAAAGUCUGUUCACGCAGAUGACCUGGCCGCCAAUAUAGUGUCGAUUAAUUGUCUGUAUGAAGCGGCAAACUUUCUUUACGAUGAGCAUGAACAACUCGCACUUUUGGACCUUCUCGACCUUUUUCAACAGAGACUCCGGUGGCCUGAAAGGUCACUUCGAAAGGAGGUCGAGCUUCAUUACUCCAAAAAUGCCUUCGAUACGAUGGUGAUAUAA